Molecule: messenger RNA, 1342 nt
Organism: Homalodisca vitripennis (glassy-winged sharpshooter)
Lineage: Eukaryota; Metazoa; Arthropoda; Insecta; Hemiptera; Cicadellidae
Gene: Mgstl
Product: microsomal glutathione S-transferase 1
Exons: 3
Coding region: 87-551 (154 amino acids)
Cellular component (GO): membrane
Source: RefSeq, a predicted model, not a curated record
GACCGACCACUCUGUUAGUAGUUGGUCUCCAGCCCGCGCGCUCAGUCAGCCGUGGUGAUCACCGCACAUUCACCGUAGCCGCCGUCAUGGUCGCCCCCGAGAAGCUCCUCACUGUCGAGAACCCAGUGUUCCAGACCUACCUCUUCUAUAGCUCCGUCCUCGCCGUCAAGAUGAUUGCGAUGAGUUAUCUCACAGCCAAAAUUAGAUUCCAAAAACUGGUGUUUGCGAGCCCUGAAGAUAUCACAUUCAACCCGAAGAAGGCUAAAGUUAAAUACGAUGACCCAGAUGUAGAAAGAAUUAGAAGGGCACACUUAAAUGAUCUCGAGAACAUCCCGCUAUUCCUGAUCGUCGCACUGGUAUAUGUCAUGAGUGACCCCAACCCAUGGAUCGCCAACAAUAUCUUCCGCAUAUUCACACUGGCCCGGAUAUUCCACACUGUUGUCUACGCAGUGUUCCCCUUGCCUCAGCCUUCCCGAUCACUCGCGUUCUUCGUCGGAAAUCUCGCGACAGUGUACAUGACUAUACAGGGAUUCCGCAAGUUUACAUUCUAACUGUCCCAACUAACACAGUUGUCAUCGCAACACUGGAGGUUGGUAUCACCAUCUACUGAGCAGAUAAUAAUGAAAAUGAAUACUUUUCUAAAUGAACUGAAGUAGUAUAACAACAUUUUAUGGCUGUUAGUGUUAUAAUAGCAAAUAAAUAUCAGUUGUUUAUGAGAAUUUUAACACUGCUCAUGUGAUUUUUUAUUGUUAAAGAAGUUUCAAUACUACAGAGUUGCUAUACAAUUCUUACAUAACAAUAACAUGUUAAGGAACAUCUUCUCAUUUGAUAUCGCUAUUAAAUGCCUCUAUAUUUAUCAUUAUUUAUUUUGUCACAACAUCUGCAUUCAGUGAAAUGUCAAUGUAAUGCUCCAUUAACGUAAAAUAUUUUAAGAGAUGAAAUACUUAUAAAAAAAUAUUGAUAAUAUAAUGUUAUCAUGUGAUAAAAAUUAUUAGAAUUUUUUUACGAGACACCAAUGACCUCAGCUUCACUUAAGAAUGUAUUCUUUUAAUAUUUGAUUGAAUGUUCAAUUUUAAAAUUGUUGUUUCAAGCUGAGAUUAUUUAUGUAAUAAAACAUGAAUAAUUUUGCUUAAAGACAUUACAAUACAUUUUAAUGCUAUGAUUGACUGUAUGUGAGUAUUUUAUAAAACAACAGUGUACUGGAGUAAUUUAUAUCUUAAUUUAUAUAAUUAUGUGUGAUGUUUGUAGAAACUGCUGUAACUGUAAAAAUUGUUUUUUGUUCUUAAGAAAAUAUGUAUAACAAUAUAAUUGUAUGUCUUUGUAAAUAAAACUAUGUAUAUUA